Molecule: messenger RNA, 3008 nt
Organism: Oncorhynchus tshawytscha (Chinook salmon)
Lineage: Eukaryota; Metazoa; Chordata; Actinopteri; Salmoniformes; Salmonidae
Product: calphotin
Exons: 10
Coding region: 293-2302 (669 amino acids)
Biological process (GO): inner mitochondrial membrane organization
Cellular component (GO): MICOS complex; mitochondrion
Source: RefSeq, a predicted model, not a curated record
UCCCUGAUAAUGGGACAUGCUGUACUUCUUACGUCAUAGUUUCCGUGAAAAUGAAGACCAAUAGAAAGGGGUCUUGUUCAAGACGCCUUUUCUCAACCAAUAGAAAUUACCAAUAAACAUUACUCAGAAGUGGGAAGGGCAGGUACUUGCGGUUGUGUUUGUAUCCGAGCUGUGAGAUUAAACUGGGCGGCGUGUUCUCGGUCCAAAGACCCACGUUGUGGUACAAGAUUUACACCAAACCUACCUGCACAUUUCUCAAUACAAUUUUAGGUACUCUGUCUGUACGAAAAGGAUGGGAGGCAACAGCAGCAGCCACGUCUCGUAUGAAGACGAACACGUUACUUUUGUGAAGGGCAUUCGGCUGACUGACAAAGUCAUCAAUCGAAUGAGAGAGGAGUGCCAGGCCCAGAAGGUUGUCCAACCUCGCUCACAGCAGAAUGGUCCUGCUUCCACGCUCUCAACAGAACCUGUGGUCCCUGUGUCCACACCGGCCCCCACAGUCAAUCAUUUGGUCCCCCUUCUGGUCUCCCCUUCCCUGUUUAUCCCCACAGCCCCUCCACCUGCGGUCCUACCCACACCUCCGUCUCCCCCUGUUCAGCCAGUAAAGCUUACUCCUCCACCUCCUGUCACAUUUGUCUCUGCUCCCUGUCCACCUGCGGCCCUACCCACACCUCCCUGUCCACCUGCGGCCCUACCCACACCUCCCUGUCCACCUGCGGCCCUACCCACACCUCCCUGUCCACCUAAGGAAUCGAUAGUCCGAGCUCCAGCUGUUGAACCUAUUGUUCCACCUCUAGAUACCAAAGUGCUUCCUCAAGGGGCAGAACCAAUACUUCCUCUGGUGCCUUUAGAACCUAUAGCGCCAUCUUUGGCCCCAUCUCCACCAAUAGAAGAACCCGUACUCCUAUGUACCCCUACCACUGAGGAACCUGUAGUUCUGCCGACACUGGCUGAACCUAUUGUCCCACUUGUCCCUAUAGAACCCGUAGUACCACCUAAGCCUGUGAAACCUAUGGUUCUAGCUUCUCCAGUUGUGGAACCAAUUGUGCUGCCUCCAGUGGUUGAAUCUGUUGUCCUACAUCACCCUGUAGAACAGGUAGACCCACUUACCCCUGACCCUUCACCUGUUGAAGCUAUUGUCCUGCCACCUGUUGUGAUUGAGGAAGUAGCAACACCUACCCUCGUAGAACCGGUAGUCCUGCCACCUGUUGUGGAAUCUGUCACCAUUACGACACCACUUGUUGUGGUUGAGGAAGUAGCAACACCUACCCUCGUAGAACCGGUAGUCCUGCCACCUGUUGUGGAAUCUGUCACCAUUACGACACCACUUGUUGUUGAAGAGGUUGUCCUACCCACACGUCCACCUGUAGAGCCCCUACCUGUCUCUACUCCUCCGCCUGUUGCAGAACCUCCCCCAGUCCUAGCACCUAUCCCAGAGCCUAUUAUGGAGGAACUUCCUCCAGCACCAUGUCCCUCCAUGGAGCUGGCCACCCUGCCUACUGCAUCGGCUGCUAGCAAACCAACUGAUCUCCCUCCCCCUGUAGAAGAGCCCGUAGCUCCCCCUCCUCCUCUCUCUGCCCCAGUAGAACCCAUGGCCAGCAUUCCACUACUCCCUCUCAUUGAAAACGUGGCUGAUCCAGUCGUGGCUCCUGUUGUGACCCCCCCUGUGAUCCCACUGCAACCUCCAUUAGUGGUAGAUGAAGAAGUGCUGAGGAGGCAGAUCCAAGCUGAGCUGACGAAGGGCCUGGAAGAGGAGAUGAAAGUGAAGCGGCAAGAGUUUGAAAAACAGUUGUAUGAGGUGAAGGUCCAGGCCAGAGCCCAGGCUCAGGCUGUAGCCCAGGCUCAGAUACAGGAGGAGGUUAAGAAAAUCCUGGCUGUGGAGAAGGCAGCGCAGGGAGAGAACCUGAUGGCGGCCAUAGAGAAGGAACGCAUGACCACAGAGGAUGAGAGACUCAUGGCCCAGCUCUACGCCUUGCAAUGGAUAGAGCUUAAGGCCCACAAACUGGAGGAGAAAGAGAACCAGGUGAAGAAACAAGAUGCACUCUUCAGGGAACAGGUCGCCAAGCUGGAAGAAAAGAGUGCUCAGUUCUUCAAAGUCACCACAGAGAACUUCAAGAAGGGCAGAGAGGACGCUCACAACACCUUCAAGCGUGUUGACAUCAAGCCAGUGUGUGGUGACCUGCAGAGUCAGAUCCUGAAGUGCUACAGGGAGAACACUGGACAGACCCUCACCUGCUCUGGCAUCGCCAACUUGUACAUGAAGUGUGUGGACAACCACAAGACUAAGAGCAUUGGAGGUUAGAAGAGCCUAAUUGUUCACCAAUGGCGUUACUGUUUAACUAGAGGGACCGGAGCUGAACGCCAUCAGCCAUCGAGACGCACCAAAAACCAGUUGAACUGUUCUGAGACCAUGACCACCCCAGCUGAAGACACUCCUGCUCCACCACAUCCCUUCCUCCCAUCCAUGGUAUCUGUAUUACCCCCCCCCGAGAGGGUCAGGGGUACAAUGACGAGCCCAUGUCCUGACCCAGUACAGGCUAGAGACUGGUACUGAUGUCAAAGGAUGUGAGAGAGAGCGCACAAUAUGGUUCUUGGGUACACAAAUGGACAGUGCUAUUAGCACUACACUGACGGAAAAUGGACAUUGUUACCAUGACUACACUAUGGCAGGAAAUGGAACCGGAAAUGCAACACGUGCACUACACUGACAGAAAAUGUACAUUGUUACUGUGACAGGAAAUGUGAGAAAUGUGAGAAAUGUGAGAGGUAUAAUAUAAAAUGCUUUAUACAUCUCCACCAAUGGAAAUAUUGGGAUUACGGUUUUGCCGUUGACAGCAGUAUGAAACAUAAUGGAAUGGCCAAGUUGUGAAAGAUAUUGUGCAUUGUUGAGUUAAUACGCACCUAUGCCUUAAUGUCCUAUCAAAACACAAAUGUUGCCUAUGAGAAAAAAAUAUAUUGUAAUUUUGAUCUUUAUUGUUAUAAAAUGCAAACGGAAAUGGGGGUGAAAA